This is a messenger RNA of Anthostomella pinea, 1545 nucleotides long. The record is from the annotation of a GenBank genome assembly. Lineage: Eukaryota; Fungi; Ascomycota; Sordariomycetes; Xylariales; Xylariaceae.
AUGCGAGACUUUUGGAACUAUCCCGGCUGCGUUGGACUGAUGGUGUUGGCGAUCUUGACAGGCAGAGCCGGAGCCAACCUCGAAGACGAGUAUCAGGUCCUUCGGCUUGAGAAGAAUCACAAUAUAUUUCGCCAUCCCAAGAGAGAGGCUUCUUGUGAAAUGACCGACUGGUCAUUUUGUCCGGCUUCGGUGGGCGGCGGUUGCUGUCCGAACAACUUCGAAUGCGAUGUGUCGUCCUGCUACGCCACAACCGCGGGUCCGACGACGGCGUGUGGCCAUGUCGGAUGGUACAGCUGUCCAUUGACAGCUGGGGCAGGAACUUGCUGUCGCGUUGGCUACAUAUGUGAUCCCAAUGGGGGUUGCCCACCACCUGCGGGAGUAUCGGUUACGCAAACGUGCCCGACGAGCUACUUUGCAUGUCCAGCCUCUCUUGGUUUUGGGUGUUGCCAGGACGGCAAGAUCUGCGGCUCGGGCGUCUGCUACGAUAGCACUCCAACAACCUUGCCAGUCAGCGACACGACGACAAUCACGAAUUCAAAUGGCGAUACUAUCACGACCAUCGUCACGAGUAUGGUGGUCAUCACACCCGGCCCCGACAUCUCGUCCAGUGCUGCUGGCGUCGCAGCAGUCCCCAAGCUGGUCCCUAGUACCGUAUCGAAGAUGGAUUCUGUUGAGACUGGCAGCAGCAGUGGUGGCAGUGAUGGCCUGUCGUCAAGCGCGCUCGGCGGGAUUGUCGCUGGUGUUGUGGUUGUACUGGUUGCUAUCACAGUCGCAGCUUGCUUCAUCAUCAUGCGUCUGAAGAAGACGGAAAGGGCCGCCAAAGCUGCCGAAGCCGCUGCCGAAUCCCGACGGGAAUCUUCAAGCGGUCAACAGCGAUCGCACAAGCCAGGCUUUGGACGACCAUCUGUGUCUGAGGUGGACGGCACUGUCGACAUUGACCCCUUAUCCAUCAUGCGGCCGUCACCACAAUUUCGAUCUCGGUCUGACUCAAGCGCGGGCAAUAGGUCGCGAUCUCGGACCCCUGACAUGCGUGGUUCGGGCACAUCGUCACCGCCCGCUUGGCCAGGCCCGUACAAUCCCGCUCCGGUCUCCGACGCCUCAGAUGGACGCCAGUCAAGCCAGUCCUCCUACGCUCAGCAGGAAGCGCGAUAUGGCCAGCAGUCUCCGCCCCUGGGACGGGUCAGCUACGAGUCCCAGACAUCAAACGUGCAAAGGCACACGCGGAAGUCAAGCGACGCGAGCGAACUCGAUGGCGUACCUUUAUCGGAGCUCGACACUCUUGAGGCCAGCGAGGCGGCAUCACGACGGCGGUCUAGCAGCGCGACGCGACCGACCAGGGCUAAUGUGAGGCGGAGCAGUGAUCCGUCAGGGCACUCUCGUGGGCGUGGGGAUAGUGUGACUGCCGCCAAACCACCGCUGCAUACUGUCAGUGAAACGUUCGAGCUUCAUGGUCAUUAUGGACCGCAUAGUCUUGUGGCUGGACAGACGGCAGCUAGGUUGAGCAGGUCGACGGCCAGCUCUGCACCGAACUACGGCCCUGAAUGA